Messenger RNA from Mya arenaria, 3130 nucleotides. RefSeq lists its product as uncharacterized. The record is from RefSeq and is a predicted model, not a curated record. Bases 15 to 2024 code for a protein of 669 amino acids. NCBI's taxonomy places the organism in Eukaryota, Metazoa, Mollusca, Bivalvia, Myida, Myidae. The transcript is spliced from 10 exons.
CAUUCAACGGAGAUAUGUCACGACAAACUGUGCUAAAAUGUGCUCAUUUUACAGUAUUCCUUUUUGCUCUGCAUGACUACAUAAAGGCUGCAACAAACCAUUAUGGAACGAUAUCAGUGGUAGGGCCAGCUUUUGUGAACAGGGAUGUAACACUGAAAGCGACACCAUUCUACCCUUGGGGAUGUCAAGUAGAAUGGAAAUACAUUAUUGACGGAGAAACACAAAUUCGAACAAUGAAUCUUGAGUUUGCUACAAGAUAUUCGGAGGACGAAUCAUUCUUUUUGAAAUGGAAGGCCACAGUUGCAUACAACAAAUCUGACUUCUACGCCGUAUGUUCAACAAACACUACGACUAGAACAAGCAUGGUAUCUUUAAAUAUGACAGAUAUUGUUGGACAAUGUGGAACUCUCGUGCUUUUAAACCCAGUUGUUCAAGGCGCGGAUGUCAAAUUAGGAUACUUUCCGUCUGACCUUUCUCUAUGGUACAAAACUUUCCUUACACGAACAUGGAAGAAGAACAGCAAAGAGAUACAGCUACGCGAAGGUUAUUACGUAGAGGAAACGGUAUCUGCAUAUAUGUUCACAUUAACGGUACUCAACUAUGAUCACAGAGAUGAGGGAUCAUAUAUUUUAGAAUGCAAUUCAACAGAAACCACGGACUAUGUGCAGCUUUAUAUUCCAGGGCGACCGAAUUAUCCAGUUCUCGGUCCAAAGUUCCCAGACUUUAACACAACAGAAUGCAUUUAUGUUUAUGCAGGCUCCGACAUGUAUUGCAAAACAAAAAAAGGAGCAAACCCCGUACAGGUCGAACUUUUACUGGGUCAGAAGUCAUUUGUUCUUGCUGAAAGCAAAGAGAUCAAAGGGAUUUACCGAUUCCAUAACGUUCAUCAACAAAUGGCUGGACAGUCAAGACAGAAUGUGACAUGCCUCGUUUCAAAUGCAGCUCUUGAAACUCCCUACGACGUGCAUGGCGUUCUCUGUAACGUAGAGAAAGGUAGCACGCCCGUGUUAACAGUUCCCGAAUUCCUUGAUGGAAAAAAUUCGACAGCAAUCUGUGAAGUGCACAAUGCUUUCCCAGCACCUACAAUAGAAAUACGCGUUAGCACAUUUUUGCUAGCAGAUGUUCAACAAACAGAUUCAUUUAAUAGAUCUUCUAAUACUUUUACAAGCCGUGCAAAGGUAACAAAGACUAAUAAGAGUUGGAAUGGAAAAGAAAUGUGUUGUUACAGGGAUAGUAAACAGGAUUUCGGUUUGACAAAAAUGUCAAUAUGCGUAAACAUCAGUAUAAAAUAUCCCCCGUCGGAUCUUUCCAUAUUCGUCAACAAAAUGCAUGAAAAUAGCAACAAUGUUUCCGUCUGUUUCUUAAACUUGUCUUGUGAAACGGAUGCAUCAAAUCCGCCUUGCACAAUUGAAUGGUCAAGUGACAAAGAUGAUAUAAGAUACCUUCAAAACAACAACUGGACGAAUGGUGAAAAUGGGAGUUUCCGAUCUGUUUCCAACGUGCUCUUCAAUGUCACUAAAGACAUGGCUGGUGGAACUAUUACAUGUUCGACAAGAUGCGAUCAUUUCCCAUCGCAUUUAAAUGCAAGCUAUGAAGUAUCGGUUUCUGAAUCAACUAAAAACUCUGCACCCCAGGCAACCCAACAGUGGCAUAUGUCGGUCUUUUACGCCGUAGCUGGAACCAUUUUUCUUCUACUUAUAGCAGCGUUGGCCUUUCGUCUAUUUAGGCGAUGCAAACCUCAUGUUUAUGCAACUCUUCUACGCCAAAGGACAAGCGCAGUUAGAGAGCCAGUUACACAUGUGUAUGAUACUGUGCAGCCUAAUCUUGAGCCAACUGUCUAUUACAAUCUGAGAGGAGGGUCAGCAAGUGCUGUCGAGAUCAACAACGCACCUCAACAUUUGGAGAGUGAAGGAAACAGACGUUCAAAUGAAAAUGAAUGUCAUUAUGACUAUGUGGACUUCCCAUCCGAUCUCAGAGACCGUCAGGCAAACAGGCCGGAUGCAAAUUAUAUUCACCCUUUAUAAAACUAUUUCUCGAUUGCAAAGACAGCUUUAGCUGUUACCCAUCACACUCGACUCCGUUUCCUGAUUAUAAACAAGUUGUCCUUGUUGAGAGACCGAAUAAUCUUAUCCUACCUCUGGUAGAACACGAAAACACGGCCUCUCGGGUUAGAGUUGGACACAUGAAUCGUUAAACCAUUUUCAUCCUGUUGUUUUUGCCAUUAUUCAUAUUUAAAAUAGUUUAUACGAAGCUGUCCUGAGAAUAACAACCUUGGAAAUGAUUCAGCUAAGAUAAAACAUUUGACAUGGUUAAAUAUCUACGGAAAUUGGCUUUACACUCUAAAGCUGCAUAUUCAAAUUGAAUGCAUGAAUGAAUGAUUGAAAUAUAUCGAUUGUUCCUAUUCGGAAAGAUACGUGUGAGGAAGUUACGAAAUUGUAGUGAGGUUUAAGUGUAAUUGUACGCAUAGCCUACCCAUAAUUGUAUCAGGUGCAGUUAAAUUUUAAAAGUCCUUUACCUUUAGAUAUAUUUGAAAACUCGCUUAAUUUAAUGUUACUCACUUCCUCAUGGCAUGUAACAUGUGAUUCCAAACUUGUACAAUGUACACAUACAUUGAUGACGUGGUACAUAGACAAGUAUCCAACAUGAACACGUACCUGUACACGAAGUGUUUCGCAAGCUAUUUAAUGAUGAAACGGUGAGUUGUGAUGUUCAUGGCCAGAUGGUGUUGUCAAAAUAUAGGCAAACAUAAUAUUCAAUGUUAUCUGUCAUGUUAAUAACAUCUUAACAUAAUAAUUUACAUAUUAUUGUCUCGUUUUCGAAAAGCGUGAAAACAGCUUGAAGAAUGGUAAGUUAACCAUAUGAAAAACAAUCAUGCUUUUAUUGCAUUUGCUUCCUCCUUUUUUGUACGAUUAUCAUAUCAUUGUUAAUUUAUUUCCCAUAUAGUUCAUUGAUCCGCAAACUGUUCUUAGACGCAUAUUAGUUAGAUGUAAAUGUACUGUUGAAUUGUACCUUUGAAGAAUCAGGAGGCCGUUUUAAUAUAUAUCUUAGUCGAUUUCGGUCGUGAAUUGAAAUUAUGUUGUGUGUGAAAUCAACUUACACCAGCAAUGAAAAUGAAUACGAAGUUUAGGUA